Molecule: messenger RNA, 4071 nt
Organism: Paramecium pentaurelia
Lineage: Eukaryota; Ciliophora; Oligohymenophorea; Peniculida; Parameciidae
Source: the annotation of a GenBank genome assembly
AUGAUAAUAUAAUAACGAAAUGCUAUAAUAUAAAAAAUUACAAUAGAAGGAGACACCUAUGAAAAAUUUCAGCCACCAAUUGGAUAAGGAUCAGAAGGUAUUGUUUAUAAGGGAAGAAAUAUUAAAACAUAAGAAAUCGUAGCUAUUAAAGAAUACAAAUUAAUAAAUCAAAAUGAAUUAAAAGCCAUAUAAGCAAUUUAGAGAAACAAUUUCAGUCAUAUUAUUGGAAUAAAAGGAGUAUAGAUACAAUAAAAUUCUUGUCCAAUAAUUGCAAUGGAAUUUGCUCAUGGAGAUUUCUUGUAAUUUAUGUAAUCAUAAGAAUAUCAAAAAUUAACUUAUAAUGAAAAAAAUUCAUAUUUUAUUUAAGUAAUUAAAUAAAAUGAUAUUUUAGAUGGUAUAAGGAGUUGAAUUACUUCAUUCAAUAGGAUUAUUUCAUAGAGAUUUAAAACCUGAAAAUUUUGUAUACAUUAAAGAUUCUAAUAAUAAUAUGACUAUUAAAUUGAUUGACUUUGGAUUAGUCAAAGAAACUAAAAAUUAAAUGGCAAAUACUUAUAAAGUUGGAGCACCAUAUUAUAUGGCUCCAGAAGUUUUGGGAAAUUAAACCAGUUUUUAUAAUAAAUCAGUGGAUAUAUGGUCUUUGGGUGCUAUGUGGUAUGAACUUUUAACUAAUUAGACUUUCUUUUAAGGUAUUUUAAAUUUAUAAUUUUAGGUAGUACUUAAGAUGAAAUUUUUUUUAAAAUUCAUAACUCUAAUUAAAAUAAUAUUGAUUAACAAAUUUAGAAUAAUAUUAACAUUUAACAAAAAGAAAAGGAUUUAAUAAAAAAGAUGUUAAAAAAACAAUCAAUUUAAAGAAUAUAAUUAAAAGAUGUAUUACAAGCUUAUACUGUAGUUUAAAUAAUUCCAAAUAAGAUAAAUUCUCUUCUUCCUCCUCUUUAUCAAGUAAAAGUUUAAUAUAAGGAAGAAAAAUUCAAUGAAGCAGAAUAAAGGUAAAAGGAGGAUGAAUAGAUUUAAAAAGAAAUUUAAUUAUAACAGGAGGAUGAGAUAUAAAAAAAAUUGGCUGAAUUUGAAUAAAAGAAGUAGGAAGAAAUGGCUUAAAUGAAAAGAGAGAUGGAAAGACAACUUGAUAUAAAGUUUGCACAAUAAUAAUAAAUUUAAGAAGAUCUUUUAAAAAAAGAGUACGAAGAAUAGAUAAAGUAAAAAGAAAAAGAAUUAAAAGAGUUAAGAGUUGAAUAAGAAAAGGCUCAUUAAUAUGAAAAAGAUUAAAAAUAAUUAGCUUAAAUUAAGAUUUAGUUAUAAUUGUAGAUCUAAAAUGAAAUAGAAUAAUUCAAAAAAUAAAAAGAUGAAGAAUAAAAUAAAGAACUUGAAAGAAUUAAAUAAUAAGCAUAAAUUGAAAAAAAUUAAGCAAUUUAAUAAUAAUUAAAAAAUAAGGAAGAACAGCUUAAAUAACAACUAGUGGCUGAAAUUUAAAGAAAAUACAUGCUAGAUUAUAAUAGCAAAGUUACAUAAUUAGAUGAUCAAAAAAAAUAUGAAAAUUAAAAAUAAUUGGAAGAAAUAUCAUAAUCAUUAAUGAUUCAACUAAAGUCAUAGUAAAAUAACAUUAAUAAUUUCAUUCAAAACCUAAAUGAAGAGUUAAGAAAGACAAAUGAGAUUAAUACAGAGAAUUAAAAAAAAUAAUAAUUGUCAAUUUAUAUUAAUAUAGAGAUAGGUAAAUAUUAAGAUCAAAUUAUUAACAAUGAAUAAAGAUUAUUAUAAAUAUAAUAAGCAUAAACAAAAGAGAUGCUGAAAGGAUUUGAUUUUGAGCUAGAAAAAGAAAAUUAAUAAUUUAUAUUAGAAUAUAAAGUAAUAAUGGAAAAGAUAACAAAAGAAUAAAGUUUAAUUGAAUAAUAAGUAAAAGAUAAAGAAAUACCUGAUUAGUAACGAAAAGAACAAGAGUAGAAAUUGACAAAAGAAAAAGAUUAAUAUGAAUCUUUAUUCAUUAUUGUAAAAUAAUAAUCUAGUUAAUAAUCUCUUUAGAUUAAAACAAUUUCAGAACAAAUUAACUAUUAUUAAAGAAUUAAACUAUAAUUUUAAGGAGAAGUGAAGAUUUAAGAUGUUAUACAAUAGCAAUAAAUAAUAACAUAAGAUAUUUAAGUAUUAGAAUAGUAAGAGAGGAUGAUAUAAUAAUUUGAUUAAUUAAAAUUAAUUCCUCUUUAUUAAUAAUAUAAUAGCAAACUUGAAGAACUUUAAUAAUCUUAAAAUAGACUUAAAAUUUUAAUUGAAGAGGCAAAUGAAUGUCUUAAAUAAAUCGAAAGACAAUAUGAAGAUGAAUAUCAAUAAUAAAUUGAUGAUUUAGAUCACAAAUUAAAUGAAUAAUUAGAUAAAUUUAAAUAUUUAUCUAAAAAUUAAAAAUAUAAAGAUAAAAUAAAUUAAAUAAUUAAUAAGAUUGCAGAUGAAUCUGGUAAGUUGAAUUCUCUAAAUGUAUUAAUAUCUUAAAGAACAUAGGUAGCAUAUUAAUAAUACAAUCAAAAUUAUGAUUAAAUUUAAUAAUCAAUAAGUGAUUUUUAGAAAUAAUAUAAUUAAUUGCAUGAAUAAAUUUACAAUGAUGAAUAAAUUGAAUAGAAAAAUGGAGAAAGAAUUAAAAAAUUAAAAAUCACACAAGAUCAAUUAGAUUUAUUUAAAAAGAUAAUGAAUCAAUUAAAAGAAUAACUUAAAAGUUUGAUUAAUAAUCAAUAUUGCAAUAAUGAAUAAAUUCUGUAUUUAAUAAAUGAUAGAUUGGGUAGGAUAGAUUAAACUAUAAUUUAAUAAUAAAAGUAAUUUGAUAAAUUCAAUAAAUUUAAUGAAUUAAAUUCUUUUGAAAUUAUUAAUUAGUAAAUAAACUAAUUGGAAGAAUUUUAGAGAAAAUUAAAGGAAGUUGAAAAUAAUGAAACAGAAUAAGUAGAUUAAUUAAAGUAGAUAAUUUAAAAAAUAGGAGCUUAAAACAAAAGUGAAUAAGAAAAAGAAAUUUUAAAGUUAAAUAAUCAAUUAUAGAAUAUGUAUAAAGAAUUCUCAAAAGCUCUUUAAUCAAUAAAAUUUAAAUCUGAAAGUAUUGAAUUUUAUUAAAAAGUGAAUGAGAAAAAAGAGAAACUUGAAAAAUAAUUGUAGGAGGAAAUAAAAAAUUUAGAAGAAUAUUUAGAAAUUUAAAAUCAAAAUACUUAGUUAUUUAAUGAAGUAUUAAAUGAUAUUAAAGCAAAAAAAGAGGAUUAAAAAUAACAAAUUGAAGAGAUUUUCAUAAAAUUACAAUAAACUAAUAAAUAAAAAGGUGAUCGGUUAAAGAGUGUAACUAAUAAAGUUUUUGAAAAAUAAAUAGAAAUAAAUUUUACCUAGAUAGAUUUUAAUUUAAUUAAGAAUUAUGAAUAAUUAAAAAUGUAGGAAGAAUAAUUGCAAAUAGAAUUAAAUUAAAUAAAUGAUAAGAUAUCGAAUUAAUAAUUAAAUCCUUAAUAAUUAAAUGAAUUAAAAGAUUAUAUUCUUAAGGUAUAUUCUAACAUAGAUGAAUUAAAGAUGAAAAUUCCAUAGUAUGACGAUGUAUAAUAGUACAACAAAAAUUAUCAAUAAAAUUUAGAAUCAUAUGAAAAAUUAUAUGCUUUACUUAAUUAUAUAAAGUAAUAUCAUUUAACAAGAUAUUAUGAAAGAAUCAAGGAAAAUGAAUAAAAAUAAAAAUAAAAAUAAUAAUAUAAGGAUGAAAAUGAUUACAAAAAAUUAUUUUAUUCGAGACUAAAUUAAGUUUAGAAAGAAAAUACAAAAAUAGAGAUGGAAGCAUAAGAUAUAUUAUAGAGAUAUGAAUAUGCUCUAAAUGAAAAUUAGAAUAAGAUGGCAAUUGAAAGUAUGGAAAAAGAUUAAGAAGAAAUAGAGAAACAGAUUUAAAUAUAAAAAAAUUUAAUAAAAUCAAGAGACUAAAUAAAAUUAAGAUCUAAAUUGAAAGAUUAAUCAAUGAUCAAAGAGAUUAUUAAUGUCAAAUAAUAUUAUGAAAUAACAGAGUUCACACAAAUGAUAAUAUUGAAUAUGAUAAAAAAAAAUAUAUAAACGAUUCAAUAAGGAUAAAUCAAUCAAUAUUGA